Gallus gallus (chicken) is the source of this 7346-nucleotide messenger RNA. RefSeq names its product transmembrane and coiled-coil domains 4 (gene TMCO4). The record is from RefSeq and is a predicted model, not a curated record. The coding region runs from base 4415 to 6343 and encodes 642 amino acids. The transcript is spliced from 15 exons. Lineage: Eukaryota; Metazoa; Chordata; Aves; Galliformes; Phasianidae.
ACACUUAAAAACAACUGUCACUCGAUCAUGCAUACAACGGGAAUAAAGGAACACAUAAAAGGAGACAGAAACUUGGGAAAUCCUUCGGCUAAGGGAAGACAAACUGCACUGAGGUUUAUCUCCAUGGAGAAAUCCACGGACAAGCUAAGCAGUGAGAACGAAUGGACAGCUUCUGGAGUACCGCAGGCUGAGAAGGUUAGUCCUGCUCCCACUGCAGGGGCUGCAGGAAUGAGCGGAGCAGGACCCCACGCAGAAAUUGCUCCUGAUGUGGAGAGAUUGGCAUUCACUGAGGGACAUUCCAAAGAACUGGAGAGCUCUCCAGGCACGGAGCUGGACAGUCCUGAUGCCUUGAAAGCAGCGUUUUCAGAAGGAGACGGUCUGAAUGCAGCAUCUCUCGCUAUGGUAACAAACCCAAGCUCUCCUGAGGUACGCAGUUCUGAAAGGAAUGACCAGACUUCACCCACAUCAUCUCUUGCAGACAUGGACUGCCUGGUCUGCUUCAACAAGUACAACAUUUACCGGGUCCCAAAGCUCCUGGGCUGUCAGCAUGCUUUCUGUGCGGUCUGCCUCAAGCUUAUCCUCAGGAAAGAAGAGAACACCUGGGUAAUCAGCUGCCCCCUGUGCAGAAAAAACACAUUUGUGUCAGGAGGACUUAUCCGCACGCUCCCAAAUAAAGAGGAGAUCAUGGACCUCUUGGAACACCCCGACUCAUGUCCCGAGGUACACGUCUCUGGCAUAGGGCUGGAUAGCAGCAGCUGGGCUCAGAGCAGCCAGGACGUUUUAAACAGAGACCAAACGAUUCCAGCAGACAACAGACUGGCUGUGCAGAGACUUGUGCUGCUCUUGCUGCUUUUGGUGAUUCUUACCAUCCUCAUCCUCCCGUUCAUAUACUCUGGGAUGAUAAAAUGGGUCAUUUGUAUCAUGCUGACUUUGGGGUUGGUCAUGUCUAUGGUGCUUUGCUGCACUCCUAAAUUUUAUUGGAGCUGUAAUGGAAGCUCACUCAGGUCCUGCCACAAGGAGACCCACAUUGCUGCUAUUGCCUGAAACAAGGUGAGAUGCCUGGAGAUAAUGACUGGUUCCCCUUGCACACCUCAAUGUCAGAAGCCAGUUACUGGACUUUGAAAGCAAACACAUCAUAAAUUCAAAGCUUCUGACAUACCCCUAAGGCUGAAUGGCUAUGCACAGUGCUGUUUCAAUUUUAUUACUGAAAACAUAGAAAAACAUUUGUAUGCUGACAUUCGUAAGAGUAAAUUGUAAGCCUGCCCCACAGCUUUUAUCCCAGAUUAAUAAUUAUUUUGUUUUGCUUUGGUCAUUUUGUUCUUGUUGGUGUCAUCUCUGGAUUACUGCUGCAGAACAUUAUCUGAAACGUCUGACACUGAAAAUCUGUCCCCACUGCUGUGUUUUCCUGCUCUCUUAACAUACCCACACCUCUUCUUGUGAUAAUGUGGGGAAUUAGCCUGAUAAUCUGGGACUGGACAACUAGCCUCAAUGGAAGAGGGCAAUUUUAACCCAGUUUAUCACCUUAAUCUGUAUCAUGGACCAAAAGGUUGUUGUCAGGGGUGGGAAGGUGGGGCUGGGAGAAGGCAGCAUUGGUUGUUGCCAUCUUAAGUUGCAUGCAAAACUAGAGUAAGAGGCAAAAUCAACACUUUUAAUCUUGAGUCCACAACUUACAAAGGGCAAAGCUCUGAAAAGCUCAUGAUAUUCCAAGCUCCCUGUGCUAUUUAGCACAGAAAUGGUUCCUCUCAGCUGCACUCCUCUAUCCGGCUUUCUGUACCACCUCUCCUCUUGCUCUCUUUGCAUUAAGUGUGACACUGCCAUCGGAGGUGCCCACAAUUCUCCUUGUAGAGAUAAAAAUAAAUCUAUCAGAUGUCAUGCUAUGCCAAACCUGAUUUUUUUUAAUAUAUAUGGAAUGUGUCCAUUAAAGUUUAAUAAUGCUAAUUGCUCACUGACUUCUGUGUUUCAGUUCUGUGUGCCAAUUAACAUCAAAACAUUUGACAGCUCCCUCACUGACAGGAACUACAGCUGAGAAAGCAUUCUGUGAGUAAAGCAGAAAAGUAAUGCGUUGGGCUUUUUAUCUUUGAUUUAAAAAACAAACCUGUCAAGCCCUUUCCACCAACAGCAGUGGAUGACUGGUACUAUAAAUGUUUGUAACAAAUACUAACGUGAGCCUCAAUGCGAUGUGCAUGAAUACAAAAGAAUAAGCUAGAAGGGUUAAAGGAAAAGCUGGCACCAGUUGCGCAGAACACUGAUCUCAUUCAAAUGGCAAGAUAGCAAGCAUAGAACAUGCUGUCCUGAAGAUAAGAUGACAGAGAUGACAUGGACUACAGCCAUAACAUACCCCAAUUAAAAACUGAAGGGCAGUUUGGCCCAAGAGAAGACACUUGGGAAGAGACCAAGUGAGACUGGUGCCAAAUAACACCCACUCUAGAAGGGUGUACAGGUCACACCCAGUAUCAGUUUGGUAUCUCCAGUCAAGAGAUAAUGAUCCUGCACUGAUGCUCAUAGCAUACACACACACAAAAGCAUUAGAAAGGAAUGUUUUCCCUCAAAAUGGUCAUCCUACAGUUCUACACGAGCACAUUACAAACUUGUUCUCAGCAGUUCAACUGGAACAACGCUUGAGCCUUUACAGCCACUAACAGUCAUCUAAUUCAGAGUUCACGGAUGUUGGCGGAAGUCAUUACAUCCUAUGAGCUGAAUUCUUUUACAGCAGCUAUUAAUUCCCAUCUGACAAGAUAAGCCUCCACGACAAUGCAAACCUUUGAAGGGGCAUAUAGGUUUAUGGUGAAAAGCUGUAAAAAAAAUGUGUUUGUAUUCAAAAACAUAAAAGGAUUUGUUUGCAUGCAGUUCUCCUUCAUACCAAUCUGAGUGGCAAUCAAGUUUCAGUUCCAAAUUACCCUGCCUUGCUUACAGUAGCUAGGUGGGUCCUGAUUUCACAUAGUGAUUAAAUUACAUAUUGUAGCACAGAAGUAGUUCAUGGUGAGAAAUGGGCCAAGGUGGUGGCUGACAUACUGCACAAAUAUCCCAGAACUGUGUUUUAUAAGGACGGAACGCCAUUGAGACAUUAAGAGCGUGAUGAGACCCAACAGUAAUAUUCAAGUAUCGUGGACAGUGUAGACAGAACCCUGGACCAGGUGUUCCAAACUGCUGUUAGCUGCAGGAGAACUUUCAAUCCUCACAGUGCCGUCAAGUCUACAAGAAACAAAUCUGCAGAUUUGGGUCUGAGAGCACAGGUUUGUGUCCAGAUGGCUUUCUGCUGGUUGUGAACCACAUGCAGCUUGUCCACUGUGCAGUUGCCUGGGUCUGUUUUUGCACCCCAGCUGGGAUCAUGGAGCCUUCUGAACCUCUCGUCACACUUAAGUGCAUGAUGAUGCCCAAAAACCAGAGGGGUGAUAUGAGUUCUUGUGAGAGCAAACCUGAAGGUGUAGUGUUAGCAGCAAGCAAGCAGGACAAGGAUAUUCGGCCAAAUCAAACCUGGCUUUUCAACAGAACAGGCGUCUCCAUAUGUUGUUUUAGAAGACUCAAGCAGCAGAUUUUUAUGUAUACAUCAGUUACAAAGCAGCCCAAACUAGGUUCACUUUCACAAAACGUUAUCAUCCAGCAAAGCUGCUUCCUUCCUCCUGAAAAAGCAGAUUCUACCAAGGAUCCCCAAGCACUGUGCUUGCCCCAGUCCACCACUGGAGCAAGAAUAUUGACCAAAACCCAUAAAACCAACGCAACAGCCUUAUGCUCAGGGAGCUGAAUUAACGCCACAGUCUUGGCACAACCCUAGGAUUUCUACAAGGCUAAUUAACCAGCGCUGAGCAGAGCCUGCCAAGCUGAUUGCACCCAUAAGUCUGGGUUAUGGAUGCCAGUGUUUGCUGAUGGAUCAUUCUGCAGUUUGUUUAGGUAACAGCAAGAGCUGUGUCUCCGGGCCGAGGAGAUAAGGAAGUUCUGCUGAGUGUUUGUGCCAGGGAAAUAGGAGGUCCUGCUUGGAACUGGUUGCUGCAUAUGUAACGUACAGCUGCGAAACUCCUGCAUACGUAACACGAGUAAUGUGUAUGAGCUGAAGAUCCAUUGUGGAAGCUGUGCGUUAUAGGAGGAUGACCCCCAUGCAUCCAGCGCUGCUAUUAAAGAAUGCCUGCUUUCUAACACUCCAACUUGAGUCUUAGAGACUUUCCUCAUCGACUGAUUUAAAGUAUCAAGCAGCAGCUGGCCUUGCUGCUUCCUCCCCAGCCCCAGAAGGCCGGCCGACAGCGCAGAUAUUUAUGAAGAAAUCAAUAUCUGUGUACUGCUCAGAACUCCCCUUGACUGAAGAGGUGGCAGAGAAGGGCUAAGUGAAGCUGUCCUCCUAAACACUCAGUAUCAGAAAUCACUGUUUAUUUCCAAUGCUGCUUCCCAUAAUAAGUUAAUACAUCUCUGUUCAGAGGUGAAAAUGGCUACAGAAGAGAGGUGGAAAAGUUCGGCUUCAAAACAGCAUAGUGGGGCUGAACAAGCAGGAGAAAAGGAAUCGUGUGUGCUGCUGAGCCAGCAGCUGGGUGAACCAGAAAGAUUCACUUAUGCAGCGCUCUGCGGGGUAUCCCUGGCAUGGCUGUUCCCUGAAAAAGAGCAAAGCUCCUUCAGAACAGAGUUCAUCGAGGGCUUGGUGAAAUGGCUGGACCUGCCUGAUGCUGUCUUGCCUGCCAUGACAGCAUUUGCUAGUGGCUUAGGAGGUGAGGGCACAGAAACUUUUGCCCAGCUUUUGCUGAAGGAUCCCACCGUGAAAGACAGUCCUGCUGUCAUUACCCAGGAUCUUUUGUCCUUCUCUCUUAGAGAUGGGUACUACGAUGCACGAGUAAGGGUGUUGAUCUGCCACAUCUGCUGGCUGCUGAGAAUCCCCUUGGAGGAGCUGGAAGCACUGGAGGAAUCUCUGCUUGAAAGCCUGAAGGAACAAACAGAGGAAGAGUCAGAAACCGCAGAAGUCUCAAGAAAAAAGAAGGAAAGAAGAAGGAAGCUGAAGAGAUACCUGCUGAUUGGCUUGGCAACUGUUGGGGGUGGAACAGUGAUCGGCUUGACAGGAGGUCUUGCUGCCCCUCUGGUUGCUGCUGGGGCUGCCACUAUCAUUGGAAGUGCAGGAGCAGCUGCUCUUGGUUCGACUGCAGGAAUUGCUGUCAUGGCAUCCCUCUUUGGAGCUGCUGGAGCUGGCCUUACUGGAUACAAGAUGAAGAAGCGUGUGGGAGCCAUAGAAGAGUUUGAAUUCCUCCCACUUACAGAAGGAAGACAGCUUCACAUCACCAUAGCAAUUACUGGAUGGUUGUGCGCUGGCAAAUAUGGGAGCUUCACAGCACCAUGGAGCAGCAUGCUGCAUUCAAGUGAGCAGUACUGUCUGGCCUGGGAAUCCAAGUACCUGAUGGAGCUUGGCAGUGCCUUGGAUACGCUGGUGAAUGGUUUUGUUAACAUGAUGGCUCAGGAAGCCCUAAAAUUCACUGUUUUGUCAGGUAUUGUUACGGCCUUGACUUGGCCAACUUCGCUCUUGACUGUUGCCAAUGUCAUUGACAACCCCUGGGGAGUGUGUCUCCAUCGGUCUGCUGAAGUAGGCAAGCACCUAGCACAUAUACUGCUCAGUCGACAGCAGGGCAAGCGGCCUGUCACACUGAUUGGCUUCAGUCUGGGUGCCAGGGUUAUCUACUUCUGCCUGCAAGAGAUGGCUCAAGAAAAAGACUCCCAGGGGAUCAUUGAAGAUGUGGUCCUACUGGGAGCUCCAGUGGAGGGUGAAGCCAAGUACUGGAAGGCAAUCACAAAAGUGGUGUCGGGCAGGAUCAUAAAUGGUUAUUGCAGGGGGGACUGGCUGCUGGGAUUUGUAUACAGAACCUCUUCUGUCCAGCUCAACGUUGCUGGCCUCCAGCCAAUCAAGCUGGACGACAGGAGGAUGGUAAACAUGGACCUUUCAUCUGUAGUCAGCGGCCACCUGGACUACAUGAAGCAAAUGGACACGAUUCUAAAAGCUGUGGGCAUUAAAACCAAGGAGUGUCGGCAGGAGGAGAAGGGCAGCACCAAUCUUUUCUCCCCUCUAGCCAAGAAGUCACAGCGGGCAGCAGGCAGCGAGACUUGGGAAGAGGAUAACAGUGUGCAAGAGGAGGAUGGGGCUGACAGUGACUGUCAAGCACCCACAACCAGCACCAGUGUGAGCUCUGCACUAACACAGCCUGUGAGUGCUGGCACAAGCAGUGAUGGUAACCUGCACUCAGGAGAUGAUUCCUUGGCCAGCUGUGCUCACCGACAGGAUUCCCCUGGAUUUCUCUUGGCAGAGAGCUCACCUCCCUGCCCAGCCUGCCCCAGCAGUGCCAGCAGUGCAAAGCAGGCAGCGGGUGAUAGCACAGACUGAACUGAAUCUCCAAACCUUCUCUCCUUGCAGCCCAGCUGCCAUGUGCAUUGUGCCCAGCAUCAGCUGCAUGGAGCCAUCCUCAGCCUCCUGCCCUACACAGUCUGCAGAGCUUCCCGUGCAAGGUGUGAAUUGCUGCCCUGCAGCUCCCAGGGCUGCCACGUGGCUGGGUGGGAGGCAUCAGAACCAUCAGCAAGCCCACACUUUGCCUGGCCUGUGUGGAGGCCAAUUGCAGCUCUUUGUGACAGGCAGGGAUGCUCAGCCAGCACUAAAACCGCUCUCAAAGCACAAUCAGUAGAGCCCACAGAGCUGAGCUGCAGCUUUCAGACCCUGCUGAGGGCCCAGCACGUGGCAUCACAGUGUCACUGGAUCACAGCUCUCAGAACAGUCUUCCACAGCAUCUCCUACUGACAAGAAAAGGCUGAUUCUGGCCCAAAUCAGCAUAGUUCCUCAGGAAGCAGUGGCAAUCUGCUCAUUGCACAAGCUCUUUUAUUCUUGAGGGAAGCAGCUGCCACCAUUAGGAUCGUCUUUCUGGUAUUUAGCUCUUGGGAAAGCAGGUGGCUCUGUGGGUAUCUUUAAGCAUGUUGUGGAGAGGGACUCAUUACUAGCUCAUUAAAAACAUUUUUCCACUUCAGGUCUGCUAAGCAGGGAGGCAAAAGGUUGAGUGCCUCUGGCUGCCCUCCCUGCUCUGCUGCAGGUUUGCUACCAUGGCUCUGACACUUUCCAACCAACAAGGUUGUUUCCCUCCCUGCAAACUGAGGGUGAUGGGUGUCUGAGACCUCGUUACUACUGGGAACAUGCUUCGAGUCCCACAGGUGAAAGACAGCAGAAAAUGGACUGGGCUUUUUAUGACUUAUUCCUUUGUGAAGCUUCUUCCCUUGCAAGCCAGCAACCCAAAGAGACUUUCCUCGUGUCCCAUACACAUAUCCAGCCUUAAAAGCCCUCUCUAGUUAUAUUUGUAAUGGGUUUAAAAUAAAACUAAUACUUGGCAUAGAAUAAACAUAAA